Punica granatum (pomegranate) is the source of this 1692-nucleotide messenger RNA. The record is from RefSeq and is a predicted model, not a curated record. Lineage: Eukaryota; Viridiplantae; Streptophyta; Magnoliopsida; Myrtales; Lythraceae.
AUGAGCAUUGGGGAUGAAUGUGGGAUUGAUCUGGUCAAAUUUGGAGGAACAUAUUCGUCGAAAUUAAUGUAGGAUUCGAAAGUGCAUAUGAAACCCUAUAAGUACCAAUACUUAGCCGUUCAACAUCCCAUCUCAAGCCUAACAAACAGAACCAUAAACUCUUCUCUAUCUAAUUUUAGCAAUUCAAGCCUUUUCCUGAACACUCUUUCCCCUUCUCUCUCUCCCCGCGUCGCUCUUCCUCGUAUUGUUCAGCGUUUGUUAAUGUCUUCGACGAUGGAAAGAACAAAGAGUAUUCCUCUCCAGCCGCCAACUUAUGGGAACCUAAUUACUAUUCUUAGCAUCGAUGGGGGUGGAAUCAGGGGCCUCAUCCCCGGGACUAUCCUCGCCUUCCUCGAGUCCGAGCUUCAGAAACUAGAUGGUGAGGAUGCAAGACUUGCUGAUUAUUUCGAUGUGAUUGCUGGAACUAGCACGGGUGGUCUUGUCACUGCCAUGCUAACGAGCCCCGACGAAAACAACAACAACCGCCCCCUGUUUGCUGCUAAAGAUAUCAAGGAAUUCUACCUUAGCCAAGGCCCUAAAAUCUUCCCACAAGAAAGCAGCUACCGACUGUUAGCUCCGAUCACAAGGAUCAUCAGCCCCGUUAUGGGACCGAAGUAUGAUGGGAAAUUUCUACACGAGCUUGUCAAGGAAAAGAUGGGAAGCAGAAGAUUGCACCAGACACUGACCAAUGUUGUGAUUCCGACGUUCGACAUAAAGAAUCUCCAACCUACCAUCUUUUCUAGUUAUGAGGUGAAGAGAAAGCCGGAAAUCGACGCCAUGCUCUCAGAUAUAUGCAUCUCAACUUCAGCAGCGCCGACUUAUCUCCCAGCCCAUUACUUUGAGACCAAAGACCAGGAAGGAAAUGUGAGAGAGUUCAACCUGAUCGAUGGAGGUGUAGCUGCCAAUAAUCCGACGCUGGUGGCUAUGGGGGAGGUCACAAAGGAGAUAAUGGGAGGAAGCACAGACUUUUUCCCUAUAGAACCGAUGGACUAUCGAAGGUAUCUUGUUAUAUCUUUAGGGACCGGUUCGAAGAAAGAGGAGGGGAAAUACAGUGCCAAGGCUGCAGCUAGAUGGGGCGUCUUGGGAUGGUUAACAAGCGGGGGCGGGACCCCAUUGGUCGAUAUAUUCAUGCAAGCGAGUUCCGAUAUGGUCGACUAUCAUCUCAUGUCGGUGUUCCAGGCCCUUCACCUUGAAGAUAACUAUCUCCGAAUUCAGGAUGAUACAUUAAGCGGCGAUCUGGCCUCGGUUGAUGUUGCAACGGAGAAGAACCUGGACGACAUGGUCAAAGUCGGCGAGGCACUACUGAAAAAGCCUGUCUCUAGGGUGAACUUAGAGACGGGCAGACUCAACGCUGAGAAGCCGGAGACCAAUGAAGAGGCUCUCAGGAGAUUUGCUAGGUCUCUGUCGCAGGAAAGACAGCUUCGUCUCAUGAGGUCGCCUCACGGGCACACCGUUUUGCCGAAGAAAAUCCUAAAUCCACGAUUAACUUCGGGUGGUCCCUCAACUGGUUUAAUACUGUAAUUCAAAAUAACAUUGCUAGAAUAAAUAAUCGGUUUAUGCAGUUGUCGAUCGAUUAAGUGUAAUUCCAAUCACUUUUCCUUUCUUUCUUUUAUUGAAUAAAUAGUGGAAAAAGUAGCACUUAUUGAAUAUCUA